Messenger RNA from Caenorhabditis remanei, 801 nucleotides. RefSeq lists its product as uncharacterized. The record is from RefSeq and is a predicted model, not a curated record. Lineage: Eukaryota; Metazoa; Nematoda; Chromadorea; Rhabditida; Rhabditidae. Bases 1 to 801 code for a protein of 266 amino acids. The transcript is spliced from 6 exons.
AUGUGUACUCAACUACUCUCCGUAACUAAACAUCGCGUUGGACUCUCUGAAAAUCAGCUUCGAAACCAACUUUAUGAGAAAUGUCGAGUGCUUCCAUCCGUUUUCAAGGAGCAGUGCUUCGCGUUUGUGGAGACGUCACUUCCAGAGAUCUACUACUCGAUUAAUUACGAUUUAUCGUCAAAAGAUGUUUGUGUGAGAAUGAAUUUCUGUGAUGAGACGAAUCCGUUUGCGGUCGGCGGCCCCCUCCCACCAAUUGAAGCAUCCACACAGUACCCAGAAGAAGAAAUCGAAGAAAUCGAACUGCCAACGACAACAACAAGAAGACGUACUACAACAACUACAGUACCCCCGACGACUACGACUCGUGCAACAACCACAACAACUCCAAGACCACCACCUCCCCCUCCAGUUAUUCCAGAAAGAAGAGAAGAGCAUACGGAUAGAAUUGGACACAAGAAUGUUUUGGAAAUUCUCAUUCCACCACCUCUCCGAGCAAAAUAUGUUUCUCGUAACACAAUUGUCGAAACUUCGAGAGAAAAAGUUCCAGAAAAAGAAGAAGUUGAUGAGAAACGUCUGACAUGUGCAUUCUGUGAGCGAAUGUUGGAGAAUGCGAAGAAUUAUGCAGUCACUUCAAAAACAGACAUAACCUCAUUUGCCAACACGGCAUGUGCAUCACUUCCGAAGGGAAGAACUUCUGAUCAAUGCUAUCAAAUGGCUGAUAAAAAGAUUGCAGAACUAGCAAAAUUUGUGGAUCAACAAGUGGUCGAUGCGUUGUGGUGUGCCGAGUUGAAUCGGUGUUGA